Molecule: messenger RNA, 2259 nt
Organism: Cryptococcus wingfieldii CBS 7118
Lineage: Eukaryota; Fungi; Basidiomycota; Tremellomycetes; Tremellales; Cryptococcaceae
Exons: 7
Coding region: 1-2259 (752 amino acids)
Cellular component (GO): nucleus
Source: RefSeq, a predicted model, not a curated record
AUGGCCGAUGCUACAAAGUACGGGAACGCCGCCGACUUUGACGUCGAGCUCCAUUCCAUCUAUGCGGCGUAUAUCGGCCUGUUUGAAUCAAGCAAUGUGGAUUGGUGGGACAAGUCAUGGGGCGGCUACUUUGUCUCUUUCAACGACUUUCUUGGUUUUGGAUGGGAAGUGAUGGGGAUGUUCUCGCUUCUGCUCUUGAUCGUCGAUGGGGUCACUGGUAAGCCCCAUAUUGCUGUCAGGCGAGAGCAGAUAGCCCUGUUCGCUCGCAUGAUCAGAACAAGGCAAGUCCACUCGCAAAUCAUAUUUGGAGAAAAUCUCCCCAAAGACCCUCCCACGACACUCCCCCUUACGCCGGUGCCGACACGGAACCUUGCUCUUCGCCGUCUCGUCAAUAUCCGGGAUCUCAGUGCAUACCGGAAACUUGCAGCCACCCUCCCAGCAGCCGAGCUUUCCUACCUUCGGUCAAGAGUACGCUCGGGCGAACCUGCCGUGAUCGAGCAGCUGUUCUACGCUGGUGGAUCGAGUGGGGAGCGGGACACGGGGGGCGUCGGCGUCAGAGACAACGGUGUCGGGUACACCUUUGCAUGCGUCAAGACCAACUGGUGGGAGAAGGGAGGUGCGCCAUAUGGCGUCGUCCCGGGGCAGGGCAAGACGCAGCCUGGAAAGGGGCCACAAGGGAAGGGGCUUGUUCUCGAAGUCGGAAUGGCCGUUCUGAGAUGCGCCAACCUAAGGGCAGUCGGCGUAUGGCCUCCAACGCCAGAGGACAACUACCGCAAGUCGCAUUAUGUGGUAGACGAAUGGCGUACUAAUCACAGUCCCCCCACUUUCCCUCGGGCUUAUGCGUUCGGUCGGAGCGAGUAUGUGGCCGAGAAGAAAAUUGAGACGAUUCUAGAUGCGACUCUGAAUGCCCUCGCCUCGCAAGAGACGGACGGUCAUGCCAAUACUCUCAUCCUUUUGACCAUCGGCGACGGGACCCCUCUUCCUCUGCCCAACUCUUCCACCCUCCCAGCCAACAUUCUCGUUUUUGAUCUUCUCGCUCUCGAAUUCAACCUCUUGCGUAGAGCGCAAGCCCAGGGUAUCCCGGGAGCCCCCGACCGCCAUCAGCCACUAUCCUCCCUCGUAUCCCUCCUGCAGACUUUGCAAAUACCAGUCACACCCUACGCUCCGCUCGGUAAUGCCGGAAACGAUGCCUAUUAUACCCUGCUCGCUUUCCAAAAGCUCGUCAUGGGCGAGACACGUCUCCCCGACAUGCUCUUCAAGCAGCCCGGCCCAUACUCUGCUAUGCCUUUCCCUGCUGGUGCGGGUAACAGGAUGUCUAUGGCCAUGCCUUUUGCGCCGGUCAUGAACAUGCCCCUGCCCGUCAUGCCUGCUGCAGGCCAUGUUCGCCGCGAGUCAAACUCUUCCAGAGCCUCGCUGAGGACGCCAGCGUCAGAGUAUGGCUCUUACCCACCAUCUCCAGCGGAAGAGCAGAAACGACGACGUAUGACUAGUGAUGUUGCAAAGCGCCGUCCGUCUUCUACUGGUGAUGCCCUGGGCGCAUACAGCUUUAACAAUAGGUCCCAGAGCCAACAGAGGUCUCUUGGAGGCUCUUCCCAAAACCUGGCCGCUCUUGGCUCCGGGCGCAACCGGCAGUCUAUGGUGCGAUCUCAGACCGUUUUCUGGGACGACGCCCAGUACGCUCCUCCUUCCGCCGACAACCAGGGAUCAAGUCUCAAAGCUCCUCAGGCUCCGCUUCAUGGCGAAUCCACAGGUGCCUCCUCCAACUCUUCCGAGAACAGAGGUCGGCCAAAGGACGGCCCGCCUGUCUCGAGAAGUGCGGGCAGCAGCGUGAGACUGGCCGCUGGUAGGGGUGUGUCGUUCGAUGGCACUGGUGGGGACACGAACGCACCAGGCAGAGGGAGUGCUGGUAACUCUCCUGUGAAUGGAACCAUGCGACCACCUUCCUAUGUGGCUGGAAAUGGUAGCGCGGCGAGUGUCAAGCCUUCUGGUCUUUCGAGCACCAAUUUGAAAAAGCAUGAUGCGGGCCGAACAGACUCGUCUGGGACGAUCAGUACCGGUAUCACCAAGCCGAGCUCAAACUCGAAUUCAAGCGGGGAUAUGGUGAUAAUGCCGACCAAAGUCAGGCAUAGCACGGGCGCAGGACAAGUGGUGAAUGAUGAAAAGGCCAAUGCCACGGCCGAUGUCAAGGGUGACAAGGAGAAGAAGCCGAAGAAGUCAAAGAAUAUUGCGGGGGCGUUUGCCAAGUUUUGGGUUGGAUGA